AUGAAGGAAGGGAAGGACAUUGGCUCAAUACCAGACGAACUUCUAAAAGAAGAAAAAGAAAGAGAUGAAUUCUCUUAUCCAGAGACACCAAUCCUCUAUAAUGAAGAAAAUAAUGAUGUCGAAGAAGAAAUAGCUUAUAACCAAGCUGUUACUGAAAGCUUAAACAACUUGGAUAAAGGAAAUACAAAGAGACCAGAAACAUAUGACGAAUGGUGUAAAGAAACAUCCAAAGUGAAAUGUACUCUUUGUAAAGAAUGUCUUUUACCAAUCGACAUUAAAGAAGAAAGCAGUUAUGUGAAUGUAACAAAUAUGAUGGAAAAAGCCAUCCAUCCAUAUUGUAUUGAUUGCUACAACAAAGUAUAUCAUCCGACACAAUACUGUACCAAAUGCAACCAAAAUCCUCUAGGAUCAGAAGAAGACCUAGCAAGAGGAAUAUGUCGAGAAUGCUAUACCAAAAAAAAAGAAAAAGCUAAGGAAGAACCUCCAAAAGACUACUUCUUCCAUGAACCAAUGACAACUGAACAAGAAGUAUUAAAUGAAAUACUUUACAAUUAUCCUUUACGAUUUGAGCAUAUAGAAGAAGCACUCUCCAAAGUAGAAAUAGAAAACCAAAUACUUCGACAAUAA
Molecule: messenger RNA, 627 nt
Organism: Cetraspora pellucida
Lineage: Eukaryota; Fungi; Glomeromycota; Glomeromycetes; Diversisporales; Gigasporaceae
Source: the annotation of a GenBank genome assembly